CUCGUGGUGUUUGUUUACAAAUUGGUCAUGGCCGUCGGCCGUCCUCACGGAGCCGCCGCGACUUCGCCGUGACUGUCGUGCUGCAAGAAGAAACAUCGCGACAGCAUUGCAUGGUGGGGUCAACUACAUACUGGGGUCAACGCCUUGCUCUAGUCAACAAAGUCGAAGACUUCUCCGCAAGAAGAUACAUAAGCUUUUUUGAGGCUUAUCGUAUCAUUUCCCCAACGCUGUAGACACUGCCUUUAUUGCGGCCUUGACGAAGAAGUACUUGUCAAACAGACAAAAAUGGCCUCAAACGAAGCUUACGCAAAGGCCAAGGACUGGCGCCGCAGCCACACCAGCCUCACUGCCCAGUUGUGGUACAUGUACGAAAAUGGCAUCUGUGUUGAUGUGCUUGUCCGAGUCAAGGCAAUCGAUGGGACCGAGGUUGUGUUCAAAUGCCACAAAUUGGUGCUCGCCCGGCUGUCCGAAAAUUUUCUACGUCUGGUAAAAAACACAGACGACGAUGGCGACGUAGAAAUUGUCACCGUCAACCUUAGCACCAACGAUCCUAAAAUCUUUUCUGUUAUUUUGAGGUACGCCUACCUGGACAAGCUGGAACUCAAAUCGAUGAAACAGGCAUUGGAUGUACACAGAUUCUCCUGCGAAUAUGGAACUGUGCAAAUUUUCAAAGAGUGCGAAGAUUACAUUUCCAAUAACGUCAACAAACACUCCGUGUGGGACGUGCUUGACUACGCUCCUAAACAGUCUAUGCUCAUGAAAUGGGCCAAAUCGACCUUGGGAAGGGAAACCAAGCAAUGUCUGCAGUCAGAAAAUUUCCUAAAUUGCUCCCAAUCGACGUUGCUUACCCUGGUAAAAAUGCAGCAGCUGAACAUGCCUUCAGAGCUGGAUUUGGUGUUGGCGGUGAUCAAGUGGACAAGGCGCAGGAACAAAGACCAAGAUCUCACGCCACAGAUCUCGCAGGAGCUGCUGGGUCCGGUCCUGGAGCAGAUCCGCUUCCUCUCGCUCUCAGCUGCUGAGUUCUCGGAGCACGUGGCCAAAUCUGGACUGCUGAAUAAUUCUGAUUGUCUGGCCAUUUUGGUCAACAUGUCCGCGCCAGGCCAGAUGGCCUUGUCCAACCACAUAUGCAAGCAGAUGCGACCCAGGGAGAAGGCUUGCACGGCAAAAGAGAGCAGUCAAAAACCAACCCCUACAAAGAAACAUGAAAAGGAGCAGCAGGUUGUGAAAGUAGCUAACAAAGUGGUUCCUCCGCCUAAAAAUGCUGCAGCAUCGAAACAGGAUGAGAUAAUGAAGAAAACAGAUUUGCUCUUCAAGCAGUUACAGCAAGGUAUAUCCUCCAUGCUUAAUCCAGUGGAAAAUACUCAAGACCAUGUUGUGGUGGAACGGGUGUUGGAUCCUGUUUGUCCCUUUUUAACCCAGACGAUGAAAGCACCCUGUGAAAUUAAUAUCAGCUUCCAACUAAGCAGGGCUGCCACCCUGAAGGCUGUCUGUAUCGAGACCCAGGUCACCGAAACUAACAAGAAGAUUUACAAGGAAGCUCUGCACAUUAUGGUCCGCGAAAUGGGAAAAACUGAAAAUAUCGCUUAUCAAACUUACCACGGUGACGCCAGAUAUGGACCUGAUGAGGAACUGCAAGUGAAUUUUACUUCAAAAGUGAAACGAAUGAAUUCUGGAGUGUGGUACACCAUGAGGAUCCUCCUGCGCUCUGCUGGCCAAUACAAAUUGCACUUUCGACCCAACUUAGUUGUACUCGAGGAACUGAAGGUCGUGUUUAACAAGGAAGAAUCCUGUGCUAGGAAACCAUGCCCAGUUACCAAACUCAUACUUGAAGUCUGACGCGGAAGCAAAAAACGUUGAUAUGGUAUUAUUUUUUACUAUUUACCUACACAAACUUAGGAAUAAAAAGAUCAAUUCCAAGAACAAAAUAA
Messenger RNA from Cloeon dipterum, 1928 nucleotides. RefSeq lists its product as uncharacterized. Gene Ontology annotation, biological process: neurogenesis. Lineage: Eukaryota; Metazoa; Arthropoda; Insecta; Ephemeroptera; Baetidae. Bases 286 to 1836 code for a protein of 516 amino acids. Gene Ontology annotation, molecular function: protein binding. The transcript is spliced from 6 exons. The record is from RefSeq and is a predicted model, not a curated record. Gene Ontology annotation, cellular component: cytosol.